Molecule: messenger RNA, 1215 nt
Organism: Symbiodinium necroappetens
Lineage: Eukaryota; Dinophyceae; Suessiales; Symbiodiniaceae
Source: the annotation of a GenBank genome assembly
AUGUGGAAUUCCAUGCGUGGCAUCCUCGAUGCCUGGUUCGCCAAAGAUGGAGGGGGGGCAUAUGCCAAGCGCAGCAAGAAGCAGCGUCGCAAAGGGGUGCAGCUGGCAGGGAAGAAGUCGGGUGCCGAGGGCCCGGGCUUUGGCAUCCACUGCUUCAUCAUCAACAACUCUGGCGACAUUGAUGACUUCUACCAGGUGCACGAGGAGGUCAAUGCUGGCGGAUCAGCCCAGGUGUUCAGGGCCGUAGAGCUGGCAACCAAGGCAGUGCGGGCCGUGAAGCGGAUUGCCAAGAAGAGUGCCGGAGAGAUUGCCCGUGUCAUCCAGGAGGUGGCAAUCAUGAAGACCUUGGAUCACCCCAACAUCGUCAAGCUCUUCGAAACAUUCGAGGACGACGACUAUUUGUAUCUGGUUCUUGAGUAUUGCGCCGGCGGUGACGUGCUCGACAACCUGCUCUCUAACGGCAUAAUGGACGAGUUGGCGGCCGCCAUGGUCAUGCGAGGAAUGCUUUCCGCGCUAAACUACCUCAAUGCCAACGGCUACGUCCACCGCGACCUCAAGCCUGAAAACAUCAUGUACAAGGCAGACAGCGCGGAGAGCACGGUCUCGCAGCUCCGCCUGGUCGACUUUGGCUACUCCUGCAGGGCACCCGAUGAGGGCAAAGCGCUUCAGACGAAAGUGGGCAGCCCGUAUUAUGUGGCCCCAGAAGUCCUCUCUGGCAGCUACGGACGCGAGUGCGACAUCUGGAGCCUUGGAGCUCUGUGCUUCAUGCUGCUGUCUGGAAUCCCUCCCUUUUUUGGAGAGAGUGAUGCGGAAACCUUGCGCUUGGUCAAAGCUGGGAGGUUCGUCUUCCCUUCGAGCCAAUGGCACGGAGUCUCCAAAGGCUGCAAGCACUUCAUCCGGCGAUGCCUCCAGGUCGAGUUGGACAAGCGGCUCAGCGUGACAGAGGCGCUGGAUCAUCCAUGGCUGAAGCACAAAUUCCGCGGCAAGGUCAUUCACCUUCGGGACGAGACCGUCGAGCGCCUUGUGUCUUUCUCCCAGUACCACGAUCUCCGCAGGCGGGGCUGGCGGAAAUCACCCGGAAUUGGAAUGACCGUGUUUUGUUGUUUCUCUGGGGUAUGCUUUUUGAAUAUUCUUUUCUGGUCUCCCAUGUAUACAGAGAAAGAUGGAGGGACGGAGCCAAAGAGAAAAGCAGGAAAGAAAGAACGAAAGAAAUAG